Vigna radiata var. radiata (mung bean) is the source of this 596-nucleotide messenger RNA. Its product is annotated as BURP domain protein RD22-like. Bases 3 to 596 code for a protein of 197 amino acids. The transcript is spliced from 4 exons. Lineage: Eukaryota; Viridiplantae; Streptophyta; Magnoliopsida; Fabales; Fabaceae. The record is from RefSeq and is a predicted model, not a curated record.
AAAUGGACCUGCAGUUCACUUCAAGUUUCAACAAAGUCACCUUCUUGCCACGCCAAGUUGCAGAUUCAAUACCCUUUUCAUCCAACAAGGUGAACGAUGUCUUCACCAAGUUUUCCAUCAAACCCGAGUCAGAGGAGGCUAAAGCAGUGAAGAACACUCUUAGUGAAUGUCCAAAAACAAAUACAAAAAACAUACAAAAAACCUGCUCCUUGAAGAAUUUAAUAUGCUCUACUACUUCAAAAAGAACAAAAAAUAUCGAGGUUUUGUCCACAGAAGUUGACCAAGAAACGGGGUUGCAGCAAUACACCAUAGCACCGAGAGUGAAGAAGAUACCAGGAGAUAAAGUUGUUGUGUGCCACAAGCAGAAUUACCCUUAUGCUGCUUUUUACUGCCACAAAACUNAGACCACCAGAACUUACUCUAUGCCUUUGGAGGGUGCUAACGGGAUCAGAGUUAAAGUUGUGGCGGUGUGCCACACUGACACAUCGCAAUGGAACCACAAACAUAUGGCCUUUCAAGUGCUCAAGGUUAAACCGGGAACUGUUCCUAUCUACCAGUUUCUUCCUGAGGAUCAUGUUGUUUGGAUUCAGAAGUAA